AUAUGUUUCUUUUUUUUUUUUUUGCCGAGUCGUAAAACACGAAAUAAUAGUGAAUCGUGUUUUAUUCAACAAGAUUUUAAUGUUUAAGAUGAGAUCAAUAAAUGCCACGUAAAACAUCUUUGCAUUGGUUAUAGUUCGUCGUUGCGUUAGCGCCCGAGAGACGCAACGCUUUAUUCUUUCUCUGUUGUAUUUUACAUUUAGCAUUUAAAAAAUCGGAUCCAAUUCGUUCGUUAACCUUCAACAAUCUGUUGCGUCGUCAUUGUUGUUCGUUAUGUCCGGAAAUCACAAAGCAGGAAUUAAAUAUCCUUCUGAAUAUGUGAAGCUCAAUAUCGGCGGUUCUUUGCACUAUACCACUUUAGGGACACUCCAAAAACAUGACACUAUGUUACGUGCUAUGUUUAGUGGCCGCAUGGAAAUUCUUAGAGAUCCCGAAGGGUGGAUAUUGAUAGACAGGUGUGGAAAGCAUUUCGGAACAAUCUUAAAUUUCUUAAGGGACGGUUCAGUUCCGUUACCAGAAAGCACCAGAGAAAUGGCAGAAUUACUUGCGGAAGCAAAAUAUUAUUGCAUUACUGAAUUAGCUCAAUCCUGUGAACAAGCUCUUCUUCGAAAGGAGAGGGAAGCAGAACCAAUUUGUAGAAUUCCACUUAUCACUUCUCCGAAAGAAGAACAAUUACUAAUUAACAGUACUACUAAACCAGUAGUAAAGUUGCUUGUUAAUAGGCAUAAUAACAAAUAUUCAUAUACAAGUACAUCAGAUGACAAUCUCUUAAAAAACAUAGAAUUAUUCGACAAAAUGUCCCUUAGAUUCGGUCGUAGAGUAUUAUUUAUUAAAGAUGUGAUUGGCUCCAGUGAAAUUUGCUGUUGGACAUUUUAUGGUCAUGGUCGUAAAGUUGCAGAAGUUUGUUGCCACUCUAUCGUUUAUGCAACUGACAAGAAACACACGAAGGUUGAGUUUCCAGAGGCUAGAAUUUAUGAAGAAACAUUAAAUAUUUUGUUAUAUGAACAUCGAAAUGGUCCUGAUCAAGAAUUAAUGCAAGCAACGUCAUCGCGUGGUGCAGUCAGUGGUGCACCACCUUGUACAUCAGAUGAAGAAGAGGGUGAGCGUUCAGGCUUGGCUCGCCUUCGCUCCAACAAACAAAACACCAACUGACCCAACCUUACCCCUUUUACCCCUCCCAAUCCAGCGACUCUCAGCGUCGUUCGAGUCCUCGCUCUUAAAACGCGAGCCAAUACGAAGUAAGACGUGUGAAAAGGAAGACAUAAACAAAAUUUUAUAUAUACAUGCAUAUAUAUAUAUAUAU
Messenger RNA from Heterotrigona itama, 1301 nucleotides. The record is from the annotation of a GenBank genome assembly. Lineage: Eukaryota; Metazoa; Arthropoda; Insecta; Hymenoptera; Apidae.